AGCACCUUCUGGCUCCAAGUCUGAGGUCUUGCAAUGUCUUCCAUGCCGAAACACAACGUUCAAGCUACAACGUACGCUACAACGUUCGUACGCUGAGCUCUUUUGCUUUCGUUUGACUGACCUGCACAGCUUCGUUUCACACCAACUGAGAUGGGAAAUUCCAUUAGUUGCCACCAGCCUUGCUGCCGGUGGAUCACCGAUGUGGAUGGUGAGCUUUCAGUGGAGGGGAAGCGCCUGGGAAAGCAUGGCGAGGAGGAACACAAGAUGAACUUCGACACCAACGUCCUUGGCCCAACCAACAUCAACCUCAUUGGCGGCGGCACUCCGAGCGUCGUCACACAGGAUCUGAAGCUCUUUGAUGAGUCGAGGUUUUCAAGGCCGCAUCCCAGCAGUCAGUCGAGGGACAGUCAUUCGAGGGACGGGACGUCUCCAUCCAAAUCCAAGGCCACACAGCUCGAGAGGGACGAGGAGCCACUUCCCGUGGCCAAGGCAAACUUUGGCCCAAUCCCAAAGACCAAGGAGACUUCUUCCAGACCCUUGCCAUCCCGCUCCCCAGCAACCCAGUCUGCAAAGCAGUUUGCGGAUGCCUUCUCCAAGGAAGUGAUGAAGACGGACCGCAGCAAACCACCCAUCAAGAGCACCAGACCGAACCUCUCCGGAGAUUUCCGAGUGAUGCCAGGAGUGGCUUGGUCGAAGAUCUAUGAGCACUUUGCGAGUGCCAAGACGCUUUCUGUUGCCACGAGGAGUCAGGCGUUCUUGGCUGCACCGGUGCAGCAGAAGGCAUUGAAGAGCAUCAUGCCAGCAUUGUGGUCCUCGUUCCAUCGUCAUUGGACAUGCCAGAAGACAUCCGCUACGAUGGCCGUCGAGGAGGAACUUGUGCAACAAUUGGAGCAGACGGUUGUGUCGAAGAUCUUUCAUAAAGGCCCUACUGAGAUGUCGAUCUUAAGCAGCGUCGGCCCGGCCAUGUGGUCCCCACUGCAUCGAAAGUGGUGUGGGCACGAUGCUCUGAAGACUCCCAAGCUACCGCUUCCAUCGGCGCUUCCUUUGGCACCAGCCAUCCAGAAGCUGGUUUUGGCCAAGGAUUGUGGCCUUUUGCCCGCCCUGGCCUCUUCCAUGCUAAAUGUGGCCUUGAACAUUGAGACCAAGCCAAAGGCUCUCCAAGAUGGAAAGGUAUGCAAAGAAUCGGAAGCGACGACUCCCCAGCCGUGCUUGCGGGUGAAAUGCAGUGUGGCUCCUGCCGUUUACUCCAUAUGGCACAAGCACUGGACAGGUGGAAGGGCGACUUAAAGCGAAGUCGACGGUUGUGGAGUGUGAGAUUGGCUGCAUUGUGUGGCCAGGUGCCUCAUGAAGUCCCGCUGUUGGUGUGACUGAGCUGGCCCAUUUGAGUGGCAGGCUUUCUGCAUGUCAUUUGAGACUUGCCACUUUGUGGUAGAGACGAGAGAGGGUCAGGCAAGGGGCACUUUG
This is a messenger RNA of Durusdinium trenchii, 1464 nucleotides long. The record is from the annotation of a GenBank genome assembly. Lineage: Eukaryota; Dinophyceae; Suessiales; Symbiodiniaceae.